AUGCCGAAAAAUAAGCGUAAGAAAAAUUCAUCAUGUCAAAGUAAAGAACCCGAAGUUGAGGAUCAGGUUGCAAUUGAAGGCGGGGAAGAUGAGCUUGAACGUGACAUUGUACCUGGAGAUGACUGUGCGGUCGUUGGUGAUGAAGAUUUCAAUGAGGCUGAUGAUGAAGCUGUUGAUGAAGAAGAAGAUACGAAUGCUGCAAGAGUAGAAGAAGAAGAUGAAAAUGCUGAAGUGCUUCCAGAAGAACGAUGCGAUAACAGUGGAGAUGAUGUAUGGGAUGAUGAGAAGAUCCCCGAUCCACUAUCAUCCGACUCUGAUGACGACGACGAGGAGAAAGCAGAAAGAAGAGAAAGGCAGAGAGAGCUCGAAGAACCUGAGGAGCUGCUAGUGUUAGGGAAAACGUUCAACUCUGCUGAUGAUUUCAAGCUUGCGGUCCUAAGGCAAUCCACGGUUUCGAUGAUACCAGAUAGUUCAGAAGAAGAAUUCAUCGAUUCAGGAAGUAAAAGAGGAGAGGAGAUAGAGAGAGACAAGAGUCGAAAUUUCUAUGAGCUAAUCGAUAUCUCUAUCAACGGAAUUGGAGGAGAAGGUUUUGAUUUGGGGAAAAAUCAAUUUUAUGAUUUAGGUUGA
This is a messenger RNA of Eutrema salsugineum, 627 nucleotides long. Its product is annotated as DNA topoisomerase 1-like. NCBI's taxonomy places the organism in Eukaryota, Viridiplantae, Streptophyta, Magnoliopsida, Brassicales, Brassicaceae. The transcript is spliced from 3 exons. The record is from RefSeq and is a predicted model, not a curated record. The coding region runs from base 1 to 627 and encodes 208 amino acids.